UUGCAGUUCCAAUAUACUGAACUGUUUUUUUGGCUGUGACAUGUACUCAUGCAUAUUCAUAUGGUAUUUCGCCAACAAAAGUGGUGACCCACUCCUGUCAGCUGGGUUUUGGAUGGAGAGCAGUGUCCAGAUAAUGGCAUAGUAGCAUUCAGUAGUAGAGUUCAGUCCCAUGAGGAAUCGUGGAUCCUUGGGAGAGUCAGCUGUGGGAUGUGACAGUGGGAUGCUGGAUGUUGUAUCAACCUUCUGAUUCUGUGGCUGAUAGCUGCCUUCAGGGGCAUUUUGAGAGGACGGGUCAAAGCAUUCCUGAUCAAAAAAACAUAAAAACAAAAGGGAAUACCUCCCUCAGAGGCUCAAGCAUUAAAACCCAAAUGAGGGCUCGCAAGGGACUGCAGAUGCUGCAUGAAGUUGUGGUGAUGCUGCAGGAGGUUCUGCGAGAAGUCUCAUCCAGAGCUGACCCUGGCCAUCAGUGAGAGGCGGUGUGCAGGGGCUUGGAUGAAGGCUUUCUGCAUAAGUGGGUGGUUUGGGACAGUUGCCUGGCCCUGGCCUUGCCCUCUUCAUUUUUUGGAUCUUAAGUUCACAUUGCUCUGAGAAAGAUGGAGUUUCUUAAACAACUUUCAAAAAAGUGGUGGAUUCAUCAGCAGGACAGACUGAAGGUGUUAAUGGGUAUGGAUAGCAUCUAAAUUUGAGCUUGUUUUAAAGAAAAGGACUAUUUUAAGAUGAUUUUACAACUGAUUUAGAUUUCAUUGUACCUAAUAGUUGUUCAAGCAAUGCCAGAGAUUAUAACUUCAGUUUGCAGAAAUUCACAUUAGCUUUAGUGGAAUAAAUGGGUUGUGAACAAUCGGUUUGUAAUGGAGCAGUUCUUCUUCCAGCUGAGAACAAAUACUGUUGAACAGCUGUGUGCAGGUUCAGCUUUCCAGCACAGAAAGCUGGAAGGGAGUGGGGCAGUCUCAAGAUUUCGACUCAGCGUGAUGCUGACUGAAUGCAGAUGGCUUAAGUGGUUCCUGUCUUCAGUUCUGUGCUUUGCCUGUGUCUUGAAGGCUGCUGCUAUUCCUCCAGCAGUGCUGACUGAAUGACGCAUGAAAUGUGUGUUUACAUUUAUUAGCCAAACUGUAGAAGUGUGUUUGGGAGCGGAUUCACAUCAGGCACCACUUGUAGCUGCUGCAGUUCUUGUGGCUGGGUAGUAAGAGUGCAUCAUUGCUGGGCUGCUGAGUGCAUCUGAAGAGUGGGAGUAGUGAAAAUGGCUGGAAUUCGAAAUGGGUUGUAGGUAGUGAGGUUGUAUUUACUUGAGCUUUCCAUAUUGAAAUGUUGUUACAUUCAUCAGGUGAGAGAAAAGCAUUCCUGGAACUGUAAGGGCAUUCAGAAAUGGAGGGAGGUCUCGUGGCUAUUCCUGGCCUUUGUUUACAUGUGAAAAUGUUCAUCUUGGGCACAGAUGCACUUGCUUACAGUUGGGGCAUCAUUGAUACCAGGCUGGAGCAAAGGGUGGAUUUUGAGAGCAACAGUGUGAAUCACCGAAAGAAGAAAAAUGCAUCAACAUAGAAGAAGCAGAAAAAGUUAAGUGUAUAGAAUAGGUAGAGUAACUUUAUGUUUGGGAUUAGCUCUGGGUCUGUAGACUGUGAAAUACUGACACCAGCAUGGCAAACACUUGCAACAAGUGCUGUUGGCAUGAUUUCGCAAUUCUGCAGAGGCCCGGAGAGGAGCACGUUAAUCCUGUUGCCACACACAGAGCAGUCUUGUUGGAAAUCAGUGUCACUAAGAGUUGGCUUUCCCAGCAUGUCAGGAGCCUGUGGUUGUUUCUUCCUCAUCUAUUGCAGAAGUGCAAAUAUUGCUGGUUCAGCCACAGCAGGAUGAAUGCAGGGGGCAGUCAGUGAGGUGCUGCUUCAGAGCAGCUAAGUGCUUCUCAGAGAGAGGAUUUCAUUAUGGAGCAUUAGGUAAUAGGAAGGUUGCCUUUCAGGACUGGGCUCCAGAACAUGCAGUAUCUCCAUGCCAUCUCUGAGGAAAAGUCUGCUGGGUGCGGAGGAAUUCAGCAUUCCAAGUGACGCUGCAGGCAGUAGGAACUGAAGGGGGAUGGGUUCAGGUGCUGGUUGGUCACAGAAGGCAUCUAAAAUAUUUUCUGUUAUUUGAUGAUGGCCAUAUGGCUGCUGUGGUCUUUGCAAAAACAUUGGCUGAAUGAAAGGGGGGAUUUCUGUGGCUGUAACAAGGAUGGAGCAGGAUCAGUCAUCAGCAUCCAGUUCCAGGCACUGAUGUGUGUCACAAAAGACACAUCAGUGAUGAAGACGGUGAUGAAGAGCUGUGUUCUCUGGCAUGGAAGGGUUCAUGGACAUCCACAGGGCUCCGUGCAUCAUCCAGAAAGCAGCUGGGCACUGUUUUGGAGCAGGUUAAGACUUACUCACUGGAAUAUCAGGAGAAAAUCUCCGGAAGAAUUGGACAUGGAUAAAGUGACAGCAGCCAUGGUACUGACCAGUUUAUCCACCAGCCCUUUGGUUCGCAGCCCUCCCAUCCGACCCAACGAAUCCCUAAACGGAUCUUGGAAAGAAGGAGGAUUUGUGCCUUCUAGUACCAGCAGCAGUGGAUACUGGAGCUGGAAUGCUCCCAGUGACCAGUCCAACCCAUCCACUCCAUCUCCACCUCUGUCAGCUGACAGCUUUAAAACUUUUCGAACACCUUCCCAGCCCGAUGAUGGCAUUGAUGAAGCUGAAACGAGCAACCUUCUCUUUGAUGAACCCAUCCCUAGGAAGAGAAAGAACUCAAUGAAGGUGAUGUUCAAAUGCCUGUGGAAAAACUGUGGAAAGGUACUGAGCACAGCUGCAGGGAUUCAGAAACACAUACGGACCAUCCACCUUGGACGCGUAGGAGAAUCUGACUACAGUGACGGAGAGGAGGAUUUUUACUAUACAGAAAUCAGGCUCAACACGGACUCAGUAGCUGAUGGCUUAAGCAGCCUUUCACCAGUCUCUCCAUCUUUAGCAUCUCCUCCUUCCUUUCCCACCCAAGAUGCAAUCCGUCCUGAAACUUCCUGUGCCAAAACUGAGACUAAAUUGAUGACACCUCUGAGCCGCUCAGCUCCUACCAACCUCUACCUCGUACACACGGACCAUGCUUACCAGGCCACUCCUCCAGUGAACAUUCCAGGGUCAACUAAAUUCACUCCCAAUGGCAGUAGCUUUAGCAUCUCUUGGCAGUCGCCUCCAGUUACCUUCACUGGCAUCCCAGUCUCACCAACUCACAAUCGUCCUGCUGGGAGUGGAGAGCAGAAGCAGUCCCACACAGUUCUUUCAUCACCACCCAGAGUAGCAUUUGGAUUGAGGAAGCCGAGAGGGGAGGGGAAGAAGUGUCGGAAGGUCUAUGGGAUGGAGAACAGAGAUAUGUGGUGCACUGCCUGCCGGUGGAAGAAGGCCUGCCAAAGGUUCAUCGACUGAAGAGCGAAGUUAUGCAGAGGAUUUAGGGAUGGGAAAGGACAACGACAGGACAAGAUUGCUACACCUGCACUGUUUCACUUCCUGUUUCCCUCCUGUGAUGCGGUGUUGGGGUUUUUGUUUUAUUAUUUGUUUUUUGAUUUGUUGGGUUGGUUUUUUUUUUAACAAAGAGAGCUUUGUAUUUCCAAGUGAAGCACUUGUAGCCAAGGAGAAGCACUAAUUAAAACCUGUGUGGAGCAAUAGAGCAAAAAAAGUAAAAAUAAAAAGCAAAACCAAGAACACACAACAAAAUUCUGUCUUACAAAGUGUUGACACCGGAGCAGCUAUCAGUGUUUUUCUGUGUUGGUUUUUUUUUUUUAAAAAAAAAAAAGGAAAAGUAAAUUCCUUGCUAACUCUCUGAGCUAUUUGCUCCUUUGGGUCAUUUUUAACCUUUGCAGUGUCUUUGCUGCCAACGUCUGUAUUUGCUAAACUGGACAUUUUUUCUUUUCCUGAAAUGAAGAUCUCUUUUUGAAAGCUUUCUAAUAAACACUUCAGAGUCAUAUAAGCUACAGUUUACUCAACAAAAGCUGUAACUAAGACUGGAGACUGCUAAAUAAUUCUCCUGAUACGAAUGAUCACGAUGAUGAUAUAUUUUUGGAAAGGGGCUGUGGGAAGGAGUUGGGAUUUUUGUUUGUUUCUUUCUAGGAGAAAAGAAAAGGCAGAAUUUUCCAGAAGGACAAACUGCUCCUGGAAGGCUUUUAAACCAUACACAGACCAGCAGAGUGGAACGGAGUAACUCAUGUACCAAACUGGAUUUUGACCCUUUGGAGGAGGAAAAGCAGCAAUGGACAGUCACCAGCAGAUCUGUCACUGCCAAAGUGGAGGGAAGAAAUGCAAUGACGGUUGAUGGAAACCCGUAAGAAUAUAAUGGGGGUCCGGUAGCUUUUCUUACUACUCUUCCUGUUCAUAGGGAGGAGCAACAGCUGGACCAGCACACGUGUUGCUGCAGGAGGCCUGUAAAGAGCUGGGAGAUGCACUAGGAUUCCAUGUAGUACCUGUUCAGGGACACGAUCCAGCCCAGCAGUUCUGCUCUCGCUUCCUUUUCUCUUCUUUCAGAGAUGGUUAAGAUAAUGGUUUGCUCAGCUUUUUUUUUUUCUACAUAUUAAAGUUGCUAAAAUUUAUUUUGCGCAAAAAAAAAAAAAAAAAAAAAAAAAAGAAAAUACCACAAAGUCAUCUCAGAAAAAGAAGUACAACAGCAAAGGAGCAACAUAUGUAUGGUAAAAGUUCAUUUCUUAACUCAUUUUGAUAAACAAAGUAAUGGGUUUCUAUACUUGCAGAUGUUGGAAAGAUUGGGUACUUCCGUGUCUCUGUCCAUCAGGAAGUACACACCUGAAUGUGGGAAGCUGUGUUCUGUCUCAAAUUAUAUGGAAUUGCCAUUAACUGACCGUUAUUUCAAUGCAGAAAUAAAAUAAGGAUUUACUAUGA
Messenger RNA from Phasianus colchicus (ring-necked pheasant), 4877 nucleotides. It is a transcript of the gene ZNF704, whose product is annotated as zinc finger protein 704. The record is from RefSeq and is a predicted model, not a curated record. Gene Ontology annotation, cellular component: nucleus. Gene Ontology annotation, biological process: regulation of transcription by RNA polymerase II. Lineage: Eukaryota; Metazoa; Chordata; Aves; Galliformes; Phasianidae. Gene Ontology annotation, molecular function: DNA-binding transcription factor activity; RNA polymerase II cis-regulatory region sequence-specific DNA binding.